AUGGCUGCUGUCGUCUCAGAUAUUCCUCCAAACCCAAGCUGCAAAAUCAUGACUUUUAGGCCUUCGAUGGAUGAAUUCAGGGAGUUCAACAAAUACGUAGCAUACAUGGAAUCACAAGGUGCUCAUAGGGCUGGAGUUGCAAAGGUUAUCCCACCAAAGGAGUGGAGGCCAAGAAAACAUUACAAUGAUAUUGAAGAUUUGGUGAUUCCUGCUCCAAUUCAGCAGAUGGUCACUGGCCAGUCAGGGCUUUUCACACAGUACAACAUUCAGAAAAAGCCGAUGACAGUGAAGGAGUUCAAGCAGCUGGCCAACAGUGACAAAUACUGCACCCCAAGAUACGUAGAUUAUGAAGAUCUGGAGCGUAAAUACUGGAAGAACUUGACUUUUGUGGCACCAAUUUAUGGAGCAGAUAUCAAUGGGAGCAUUUAUGAUGAA
Molecule: messenger RNA, 435 nt
Organism: Leptosomus discolor (cuckoo roller)
Lineage: Eukaryota; Metazoa; Chordata; Aves; Leptosomiformes; Leptosomidae
Source: RefSeq, a predicted model, not a curated record